Psammomys obesus (fat sand rat) is the source of this 1305-nucleotide messenger RNA. Its product is annotated as serum amyloid P-component-like. The record is from RefSeq and is a predicted model, not a curated record. NCBI's taxonomy places the organism in Eukaryota, Metazoa, Chordata, Mammalia, Rodentia, Muridae. Gene Ontology annotation, molecular function: complement component C1q complex binding. Gene Ontology annotation, biological process: innate immune response.
AUGGACAAGCUGCUGCUUUGGGUGUUGGUAUUCACUAGCCUUCUUUCAGAUGCCUUUGCCCACACAGACCUCAGAGGGAAGGUAUUUGUAUUCCCCAGAGAACCUUAAAGUGAUCAUGUGAAGCUGAUUCCACAUCUGGAGAAACCUCUGCCAAGUGUUACACUGUGUUUUCGAACCUAUAGCGACCUUUUCUGCUCUCAAAGUCUUUUCUCCUAUAAUGUCAGGGGCAGAGACAAUGAGCUAGUAAUCUAUAAGGAAAAAGUUGGAUACCAUCUGCACAUUGGACAUUCAGAAGUCAAAGCCCGUGGUGUGGAAGAAUUCCCUCCUCCAGUGCACUUCUGCGCUAGCUGGGAGUCCUCCUCUGGCAUUGCUGAAUUUUGGGUUAAUGGGAAGCCUUCGGUGAAAAAGGGUCUGCAGAGGGGCUACACUGUGAAAGGUGAACCCAGUAUUGUCUUAGGACAAGAGCAGGAUACCUAUGGUGGAGGGUUUGAUAUGUCCCAGUCUUUUGUGGGAGAGUUUGGGGAUUUGUACAUGUGGGACUCAGUACUGACCCCAAGAGACAUUUAUCUUGUGUACCAAGGUUCCACUCUUAAGAUCCUAAUGUUCUGGAUUGGGGGGGCUCUCAACUAUGAAAUAAAUGGCUAUGUAGUCAUCAAGCCCAGAUGUGGGGGAACAAGCAAUGAGCAGUUGUGUAAUGAGGGACCUAGAAAACAUCUCCGACCAAAACAUCUGAGUCUCUUUGCUGUACGAAUUAUCUGCUGCUGUGCUCCUCACACAGAAACGCCUGCAGGCUCAGCCACAGACAGGGCCCAGUCUUGGGUGGUAGAAGGGUUGCCGCUACUGUGUUCAGCCACGCUCACCGCUGUCUGGGACUCAAACAGCAUUUGGUGGGAGAGGGAGGUCCCUGUUGACAUAGCCAUUAUGUUCAUUGACAGACAUUCCAACCAUGGAGCCCCAGCUCAGCCAACCUACAGGGCCUCUAAGAAGACCAGAGAGAACUUUACCAUCAGCCUCCCACCUCACUUCUGGGACAGUAGGAAGUCCACUGUGUACCAUCUGAGCUACAAGCUCCUUCAUGCUAGUUUUGAAUUGAGAACCUCAGGAGACAUUUACUGUAUGGAGGACUCUAAAAUCCCCCAAAUACAGAACAAAAUAAAGAGAAAUCACAUGCUGGAAAAGCACUUAGGAAAGUCAUGGCAGAGUCCCAUCAUCAUGCUCAGCUCUGAACAUGGGACCAGCCGCAUACACAUCUGCACCCCGGCCAACGCUCAUCGGCAUAACAAUCUAAGAGACUGUGGUAGCUAG